UCUUGGAGGGGGUUAUGUGAAAGAAAUUUUCUCCGGUUUCAUCGGAUAAGAACGGGAAGGGAACGGAACGGGUUGCGGACACCGCCGGGCGUCCCUUUUUAGCUCAAGCGCGUCUCGUUUCGCCCACCAUCGGCUCCGGAGCUCGUACGAGAUAGAGCCGAUCGUCCGAGCGAGGGGCUAACGAACGGAUCUUUGUAUGCGUGCGUUUGCGGAAUCAUCAUCCGAUCGCCGCAUCCGAAGAUUUGGUACCGACGUAGUUAAAGAAUCGAUGCCAACGGCCCGCGCGGCGUUCUCUUCGCCUGAAUUUGGCAGAAUGUCAGCAUCUGUGGAGGUAGGACACCACCUAUAAGGAGCAAAGUUAGGCUUAGUUUAAUGGAAUCUGUUUGAUCAUCCAAUCUUGAUAUUUGGCGAGCUGGUUAAGAGGAUUUUCUUCAAAUUUGCGUUCUCGAAAGCUACAGAUUAUGCACUAGUCUUUUCUAGCGUUGUUCGAGAUGAAUGUGGUGGGAAGAGUUGGAAGCCUCAUCUCUCAAGGCGUUUACUCGGUGGCAACCCCUUUCCACCCUUUUGGUGGCGCUGUCGAUGUCAUUGUUGUCCAGCAAGAGGAUGGUACCUACCGCAGUACACCGUGGUAUGUCCGGUUUGGGAAGUUCCAAGGUGUUCUAAAAGGUGCUGAGAAGGUCGUUACGAUCUCCGUCAAUGGCGUUGAAGCGAACUUCCAUAUGUAUCUUGAUAAUUCUGGGCAGGCCUAUUUCAUGAGAGAGGUUGUGCCAGGAAGUGACGAUGCAGGAUCGAGCAGUCAGGUUAUAGGUGAAUCCGACACUUUAAAUUCGAGACCAAGCAUUGAUUUUGACAGUAAUGUCGUUGAUCAGAAGAAUGAUUUUGACACAAAAAAGGGGGAAAUUGCUAUAAGUGAUGAGCAGUCUUACAUGUUUCAAGAUGAACAAGCUUCACCGAAUGGUUCAGCUGGGUCCUCAGGGUUUAGCAAUUACCACUAUGGGAGCCUUGACGAGGUGGAAGAUAUGGUUAAAGAAUCAAAUGACUCUAAUUCAGAGAUGGUGUUGAUCAGUGUAGAUGGGCACAUUCUGACUGCACCAAUCUCGUCGAAUAAAGAGACCACAGACAAUGUGCAAUUGGAUACGCCUCAGUUUCACCUUGGACCUGGUGAAGGAUCCACCAAAGAAUUCAGUGGCAGAGGAGAUGCAUGGGAAUCUGGUUUGUUUGGUGAUCUGGAUGGAUCAACUGUGAAAGACAAAGAUGCUUCUGAGCAGCAGCUGGAAGUCCCUAGUGCACGUAUAGAAAAUCCUAUAUCUGAUAAAGAGGCUUAUAAAGUGGGUGAUGUUACUGAUCUUGUUGCAGGUCUGAGAAAAAAUGACACAUUUCAGAGCUGUUUGGAUUUUAUGUCACAUACCGAGGAUGUUGAUUCUCAAGAUGUGUCCUUAGAUGCAAAAGAUGCGUCCAGGUCUGAUGCGCAAAAAACCUUGACGACAAAAACAGAAGAUAUGAAAGACAAUGACAAUGUUGACACUACAUGGAAAGAUGAUGAGGUUGAGCGACAUUUGACUCCUCAGACUCAGAAUCAGGGUUAUGAUUUAUCAUGCUCGCAGAGGUUAAUGGUAGAGAACAUUGAAUAUGUCAUUUCUGAUGAGAAGAUCCUGAGCAUUGAAACUACCCGACAGGAGAGUGCAACUACUUCUGUCCAUUCAGUAACUAAUGAUGAAGAACAAUUUCAAACAUCUCCUAGUGGUUCUGCUGCUGAAGAAGAAUGCCAUCCAACGGAGAGUCAUUGUAUGGAAAGUAACAUAUCUGGGUUGGGUUUUGAAAUUUCACUUUGUGGAAACUUAUUACAUCCUGGUAUGGGUCGCAAUUCUGCUGAGGAAUUCUUUGAAGCACAUCGUAUAUCUGAAGAAGAGUUCGAGGCAUCUGGUUCAUCCAUUAUUAAGAAUGGUAAUCUUGUUGUCAGAUGUGGAAACAAGUAUUUGCAUUGGGAUAAAGCUGCUCAUAUCAUACUUGGAAAGGCUGUAUUUGAUCUAAACAUUUCAAUUGAACCAAAAGACUGCAUACCUGUUGAACAUGAGGAUGCAGCAAAGUUGAAAGAGGAUGCAAUAGGAGUCUCGCCUUCCUCCAGUCGCAGAUGGAGACUGUGGCCAAUUCCAUUUAGGAGGUACAGGUCUCUUCAGCAUAGCAAUAGCAACUCAUCUAAUGAGGACCUUUUUGUUGAUUCAGAGUCUGGAUUGCAAAGUCCAAAUGCAGAAAAAGUAGCAAAUGGUAACAUGAACCAGUCUCCUCGCAAGCAAUAUUUUCGGACAAAUAUUCCUACAAAUGAGCAGAUUGCUUCUUUAAAUUUAAAGGAGGGACAGAAUAUGAUAGCCUUUAGUUUCUCUACCAGAGUUUUAGGGAGGCAACAGGUUGAUGCACACAUUUAUUUGUGGAGGUGGAAUGCACGAAUAGUAAUAUCUGAUGUGGAUGGAACAAUUACAAAGUCCGAUGUUCUAGGACAGUUCAUGCCACUGGUUGGAAGGGAUUGGACUCAAUCUGGGGUAGCUGGACUUUUUUCUGCAAUAAAGGAAAAUGGCUAUCAACUGCUAUUCCUGAGUGCAAGGGCUAUUGUUCAGGCAUAUCUUACUAGAAGUUUUCUUCUCAAUCUUAAACAGGAUGGGAAAGCAUUACCUAAUGGGCCUGUUGUAAUUUCACCUGAUGGAUUGUUCCCUUCGCUUUAUAGAGAAGUUAUACGUAGAGCGCCUCAUGAGUUCAAGAUUGCAUGUUUGGAGGAUAUUAAAGCACUUUUUCCUUCUGAUUACAACCCAUUUUAUGCGGGCUUUGGGAACAGAGACACUGAUGAGCUCAGCUACAGAAAAAUUGGGAUUCCCAAAGGAAAGAUAUUCAUCAUAAACCCAAAGGGUGAAGUGGCAAUCAAUCACUGCAUUGAUGUGAAAUCUUAUACCUCCUUGCAUACCCUGGUGAAUGAUAUGUUUCCACCCACUUCUUUGGUUGAGCAGGAGGAAUAUAAUUCUUGGAAUUAUUGGAAGAUGCCAUUGCCAAACAUCGAGGGCUAGUCCAUCAAAAUAGCAUGCCUCAACCUUUUACUGCAGUUCCUGGUGACUAACGAUUCCACCAUUUUUAUCAGCGGCCAGCCAGGCGGUAAUUUGGUUCAUUUGAUUCAAACAAGCAAACUUGUUACUAUCGUUCUAUUAAGGGGCUAUUUACAUUUGUAAAUUAGCGAUGACUAUUCGAGGAUUCUUUACUCCCUCCCCUGAGGUCAGUGGUCGGCAAAUAAUGUUGAGGAUAACCUGUAAAGAAAUGGUCCCUGUCUUGUUCAUUUUAAUCUUUAUACUUAUAGCUUGUACUCUUUUGUA
Messenger RNA from Musa acuminata AAA Group (dessert banana), 3353 nucleotides. RefSeq names its product phosphatidate phosphatase PAH1-like. Gene Ontology annotation, molecular function: phosphatidate phosphatase activity. Lineage: Eukaryota; Viridiplantae; Streptophyta; Magnoliopsida; Zingiberales; Musaceae. The record is from RefSeq and is a predicted model, not a curated record. The transcript is spliced from 12 exons. The coding region runs from base 492 to 3053 and encodes 853 amino acids.